AAUCUUAGUCUUAAUCAUAAAGUAAUCAUAAUGAUUUAUUAAAUAAAAAAUCAUUGUAUUAGAGUCUACUUUGUAACAAGUUGUCUUUUAAACUUGUAGUUGAACCCUUAUUAUUAAUCAAUUUUAAUAAUUUAUUAAUGACAAAUAAAAAUGAAUUGAAUAUAUUAUAUCACAAUGCCAUAUUGGCGUGUAUAUAUAAUAUAUAUAAAUAUAAGAAUAUCAGCAUCCCCAAGUUAAAUCUGUGAUUUACACCUAACAUUAUUAUAUUAUGUAAAAAUUAUAAGCUAAACUCAAUCAACAGUUCAGUUAAACAAUAUUAAUCAUGAACUAGUCUAACUUUAAAGAACAAAAAAAUACAAUUAGAUAUAAAUUAUAUCUGUUUUUAUAGUUAUAGACAUUAAAAUUCUAUACACUAAAUACUAUUAGAUUAUUAUAGAUCUAGAUCCUUGCCAAGUAAUUGGCAUCAUUUGGUUCUUACCUGUUACUUGUCAAGACAGUCAUGUAUUAAAUAUCCACACUCGUCUACACUAAUCUAUCUCUACAGUAUUUGUCAAAUAUAUAAUAUAUAUAUAUAAAAAGUGCAAUUAACUUAAUUGUGAUAUGAAACACAUAAAUAAAAUUUUAACAAGUAUCUAGAUCUAAGUAAAAAAUAAAAUCUAAACAUUUUUUUUAUUUUUAUAAAUCUCUAGAGGACUAAUAUUAGUGAUAUUAUAUUUAUAUUAAACUUAUCUUCAGACUUUUAUAUAUAUGAUCUAGUUUUUAUUAUAUUGAAGCUUUUUUUUUAUUUGCAAACAUAUUUUAUUCUAAAGCAUUAUAAAUAUAUAUAUAUAUAUAUCAUAAAAGUGGGGUGGGAAUUCCGGCCUAGAAAUUACUCUUCACUAGAUGCUUUACAAUUAUUAUAAAAUAAAAUAAAUGAUCACUUUUUCAAUAAUCUUAAAAAUAUCUAAUGAAAUUAAUGUAAUAUGCUAAUGUUUUUUGUUUUUUUUUAAUCUUGUUUUCUAUCAAACCCCAGUUCACAAAAAUGUCAAUAAAAUUGUACUAGAGAAAAAAAAAAAGGAAUAGUAAAUGCUGCUAAAUAUAAAAUAAAUCAUGAAAUAAAUCUCCUUAAUAAAACUAUAGUAACCCUACUUAGUAAUUUGCAAAAGUCUUGUUCAAAUCAAAUUCCUAGCCUCUCAGAAUGUCUACUAGAAGCCCAGAGAAAAUAAAAGUAGAAACUAAACAUAAAUUAUAAUGCUUUAUACUUUAUUAAAUAUAAAUACCCUUCUACUUGUUAAACUUGCAGAGCGAGACCAGCAAUAGACACCUAUUUAUUUGUUUUGCUAUCAAGGCUAACAUUUUGAAGAAAAUAGAAAAAAUCUUACAUAGUAAUAUUUAGAAAAUAAAAACAUAAUGGCAUGAACAUACUUUUCUAGUUCAAUUCAUCCCUCAUUUUAAAAAAAAAAUAUUUUUUAUAUAUUAAUGUUCGGAUGUGCUAGGAUAUUGUCACAUUUUUAGAAAUUGGGUCUUUUCAUUCAUCCCUAUUUCUGAACUGCUUGAAGCUGGAUUAUACUCUGGAUGAAUCAACAAGCCUGCAGCGUUUUUAAAUAUUUGUAUUUGUUCUUUUAUCAUUUUUUUUUAUUUUUGUGUGGUCAAAACUGAAUCAAUUCCAGGAAAUAUGAAACUUUAAAAAAAAAAUUUGGUUCGUGUGGAUUAGAUGCACUUUCAGGUGCUUCCAGUUGAUGCAGCAUAGCAAGGCUGGAUAUGAUGGCCGUGGGCACCUGUAUGAUUUGGUAUCACAUGAUAGUGAAAACGCAAACAAGAAUCCGGUACUUACAGAAGAAGAAGAAGCCAUCGAAAAAGCGUGCGAUGAAGAGCGUUACUUAGAACUGCAUACAGAUGUACGAGAAGCCCAAAUUUAUGAAGAAGAAGAAUGGAAGCGUUACUACUUGUCUCUUCAAGAAGGCUACAAAGCUGUUGGGUUCAGUUAUGAUGAACAAAAUGGGGAAGAAAAUGAAGAAGUAGCAUUCAGAGAGACAGUGAAAGAAGACGAUGAAAAACCAUUUGUGCCGUCCCCAGAGCUACAACUUCCAGCAGACAUGCACUUACCAACGUGUGUAAAGCAAAAUGCUCGGAUAGAGAAAACAGCCAGCUUUAUAGCACAGCACGGUAUCCAGAUGGAAAUUAUGCUGAAAACCAAGCAGGCUGGAAAUAGUCAGUUUGACUUCCUGCAUUUUGAAAAUGAGCUGAACCCUUACUACAAGCACAUGGUCCAGAUGAUCAAGUCCGGCAAAUAUAAACCAGCUAUGGAGGAGGAAGAGACAAAGAAAGCUGAAGAAGAGGAAGGAAAUCACAGCUACCUCCACCCAUCCCUGUCUUCAAAUACAGCUACACAGCUGCCUCCUCCCCCACCUCCACCUUCAAAACCUAUUGAGUUGCCAAAAGUCUCCAUCCAUGACACUCCAUAUGGUGCGCUGAUUAAAUCAAUCAGACAGAACACUGAGAGCUCUCGCCUAGCUGCCUUGCAAGCUCAGUCAUACCAGAUGGCCUAUAACAAUGAAUACCAAGAGCAGAUGAUGUACAUGUAUCAUAAUAACCCACCUCCCCCUGGAACCGAGACAGUAACUCUGCCCAUGGUCACCUCCCUGAGUGGUCAGUCUCUUGUUGACCAGCUGUACAGUCAGCCUCUGCCCCCAGGCACAGAAGAUGAGUAUGGGGAAACGCAGCCGGCAGUGAAGGAGAAAGGCAAGAAGAAACGAUCGCACAGUUCCGACAGCUCGUCAUCCACAUCCUCAAGCUCCACUUCCAAUAGUUCUCGCUCGUCUAACCGUAACAAAAAAUCUUCAAAGAAUGCAACGCCUUCUAAAGGGCAAGCCAGAGCUCAGGGUCCUAACCAGAUUCAGGCACCACCCCCAGAUGUGGAGCCCAUUGUUGAUCGCAUGGCCAUGUAUGUGGCUAAAAAUGGUGCCGAGUUUGAGACGGUCGUGAUGAGUAGAAACGACCCACGUUUCCAGUUCUUGAAUGAAUUUCAUGUCUACCAUCUUUAUUACAAGAUGAAAAAGGACAAAUAUAUUCAGGGCUUUGUCAAAGCUGCCAAUGAAGCUAAUGAGGGUGAUACUUCUGAAGACAAAUCGGCUCAGAAUCUUCAGCGAAGCGUUAGUUUUUCUAUAAAGCCAAGGCCUAAAGACCAAGAAGGAGGCCAGCAGCCAGGCAAACCUUGGCUGUUUGAGUAUGAUAGCAGUGAAGGAGAAGACGAUAAACAAAGGGACCAGCUGUGUGAGAACCUUUCUGGUACAGUCACUCCAACAGCUAAAGUUGUACAAGAUGAAGAUUCACAAAAAGAACUUGAAGAAAAGCUGAAAGAUAAACUGACCAGUGCUAUGAAAGAGAGGAUAUCUCAAUCUCAUAAAGAGAAACAGGUUCAGAUGGAACGGAAGAGAAAGGCAGCCAUGUUCUUAAAUCUUAUUAAAACAAAUCAGCCUUCAGGCCCUAUGCCUACUAUCAUAACAGAUGAUUCUGCUCCUUUGUAUGUAGGUGAAGGAGUUUCCAACCCUCUGGUGUAUGAAUAUGACAACCAACCUUUUCCACAAGUGAUGGCUAAGCCUGACAGAUCCUCCUCCAAGUCCAAAAAGAGACGGCGGAGAUCUCCCACCCCGCCAAGUGCUUAUAAUCUAGAAAGAAGGUCACCUAGUCGGCCCACUCCUCCACGGUGGCCGGUCAGGCCAGCACCCUGGUCAUCUCUGAGGGAAAGGACUCCACCCUGGCAGCGCAGAAACCGUGAAAUGGCAUUCCGAAGGUCAAGAUCACGCUCCCCAAACAGAAAAGAAGAUAAAAGAAACAAAUAUAAAAGGUCCAAGUCCAGGUCUCCACCAAGAAGAGAGAGGAACAAAGAGGAAUCUCGACAUGCUAAGGAUAAGCAUAAAACGAAAGAGAAAAAAAAAGAGAAGAGAAGGCACAGGAGUCGAGACAGAGACCAAGCCAGACCAAUGAAAACAGACCAGGGAGUUGAAGACGGCAGUGGUAGUGAUGUGGAGAUAUUGGAUAAAUCACCGGAUAACAGGGCUUUCAACAACAGAACAGCUGCAGGAAAUGUCAAGAAUAGAAGCAUUUUUAAGAGUGAGAGUACAGAUGACUUGAUAGAGUCAGUGAGUAGGACAACAAGUCAGGGGAAUUCACCUGCACCAUUGGCGGACAUCUCCAGGAGCAGCACCCCAAGCAGAUCCUCAACAGAUAACACAUCCAUUGCAUCAUCUGACCUGAUGAGCAAAGUGCGAGCCAUGCUCAAGAAAAGUCGAGAACUGAUUCGGAAGGAAGAGGGAUUCUCAUUAGAGGAUACAUAACUCUGUUUAAUUUUGAAUGUCAUUGUAUUUAUCCUAAGUAUGUGAUUGUAAAUAUGGGCAGUGUUGUAUGUGAUAGUUUGUGUGUGACUGAGUUGUGUGUGAGAUGUGUGUCUGUGACUGAUUGUGUGGUUUGAAUUUUGUGGCUGCAAUGUAAAUACAAGAAGAAUCACUUGGUGCUAAAGAACCACUGUAAAUAGUGCUUUUGAUUUAAAAAUAUUAGGGUAUUUUGUUUACAUAUGUUGUUGUGUAAAAAAUUAUGUCUCUGCAUGUAAUUGAUUCUUUUUACUAUGAUGGAGACGCAGUGGCUGCGUAGUAAAGCACUUGUCUUCUGAACUGUGAAGUCCUGGGAUUUUUUUUUUGGGAUGUAUAGGGCGCCUCUGAGUCCACCCAGCUCUAAUGGGUACCUAACGUUUGUUGGGAAACGCAGAAGCAGUUUGUCGUUGUGCUGGCCACAUGACACCUUUGUUAACACUGGGCCACAGAAACAAAUGACCUUAACAUCAUCUGUCCUAUAGAUUGUAAGGUCUGAAAGGGGAACUAUACUUACUUUUGCUAUGAUUCAUGACAUUGAAAGUAAAUUAAAGCAUCUUAUUUUUAGAGCCAAGUGAAUUUAACAAGUCUCACAUUUAGUAUAGCCUUCAUAAUUUUUGCUCUAACAUAUUUAAAGGUUUUAGUUCUGUUAAAAAGAAGCUUGCUGAUUAUAUAUGCCGUUAUUUUCAUAUUAACAUCUAUUUGGAUAAAAAUUCUGUUGACAACAUCCUCUGAGUAAGACCUACUCAGUGUGAAUAUACUCUGAGUAAGACCUACUCAGUGUGAAUAUACUCUGAGUAAGACCUACUCAGUUCGAAUAUUAUUUUCGGCAUUUCAAAAUGAAGUAUAAGAACUACAAACUUUUUGUUGUCAAAAGUAAUUUCUAGAUGCAUAAUUAGUUUUUAUUUGAAAGUUUCUGGAUUUGUUGUGUGUAAAUGUAAAUACAUUAUAGGCAUUAAAUGACUUGUAGGCAUUGUCAUGAGUGACUAUCCUGGUAGACAUUUAAGUUGUGGGCAUUGUCAUGAGUGACUAUCAUGGUAGACUCUUUCAAUUCUGGUCAUUGUCAGCUCAUAAUUAGAGAGUUACUCAAAUGAAUAUAGUUGUAUAUAAAAUAGGUGAAAUGUGAUGUACAUAUAUUGAACAGAGUAACUGUUUUGUUGAUAGUUUGUAACAAGCAUUACAUUUCAAUUGUCCAUCAUAUUGAUUGAUUUUGUUCAUAUUGAUUGAUUGAAUGCUGACAAAUAAAUUGGCUAGAAAAAAAUGA
This is a messenger RNA of Biomphalaria glabrata, 5610 nucleotides long. RefSeq names its product splicing factor, suppressor of white-apricot homolog. The coding region runs from base 1719 to 4316 and encodes 865 amino acids. The transcript is spliced from 17 exons. Gene Ontology annotation, molecular function: RNA binding. Gene Ontology annotation, biological process: mRNA 5'-splice site recognition; RNA processing. The record is from RefSeq and is a predicted model, not a curated record. Lineage: Eukaryota; Metazoa; Mollusca; Gastropoda; Planorbidae.